CUCUCUCUCUCUCUCUCUCCUUGUUGUUCGCACCAUAUUUGUGGAAAUGGCAAAAGAGUCCAAAUAUCCAAUGAUCAUGUGUGAGUUCCCCAAGAAGAGGAUAUAAAGUUUUGGCUUUUGUGUGGUAGCUGGUUGAAUCCAGGCCUUUGUUUUCUGACGCUGACAGCAAUCAGAAAAUUAACCAAACAAAAUUCUGCCGGGGGGCCGGCAUGGCGACGCACCGGCGGCUCCUCCUGCUGCUGUUCUUCUGCCUCGCCAGCGUCCGGGCCGGGCUCGCCGACACGAAUUCUCAAGAUGUUGCUGCACUACAAGCCUUGAUGAAUAAUUGGCAAAAUGUACCACCAAACUGGGGACAAAACAGUGAUCCCUGUGGUAGCCAAUGGGAUGGAAUUAUUUGCACCAAUGGGAGGAUCACAUCACUGAGGUUACCAUCCAUGAGCCUCAAAGGUCAACUACCUGCUGAUAUAGCCCAGCUCUCUGCAUUGAACUACUUGGACCUGUCCUCCAACCCCGACCUCGGCGGCCCACUUACUCCAAGUAUCGGCAAUCUGAAGCAGCUCACCACACUAAUCUUGGCUGGUUGUAGCUUCACUGGCAACAUUCCACAAGAGUUGGGCAAUUUAGGACAGCUCUAUUUCCUGGCUUUAAACUCAAACAACUUCACUGGCAGAAUACCUGGUACACUCGGUCUGCUCUCAAAUCUCAAUUGGUUCGAUGUGGCCGAAAAUCAAUUGUCUGGACCUCUGCCAGUUUCAUCGAACUCAACUCCUGGCUUGGACCUACUUGUCAAUACACAGCAUUUCCAUUUCAAUAAGAACCAGCUGUCGGGACAGCUCCAAGAAAAGCUUUUCAACUCUAAGAUGAUCCUUAUACACCUAUUAUUUGAUGGAAAUAAAUUUACCGGGCCAAUCCCAACAUCAGUAGGACUUCUGCAAAAACUCCAGAUUCUCCGGCUUGAUAAAAACCAAUUCAGCGGUAACAUUCCUGCAUCAAUCACCAACCUAACUACUCUUAACGAGCUGCACUUAGCAGGAAAUGAACUUCAGGGAACAGUCCCAGAUCUCAGUGCAUUAACCAACCUCAACUACGUGGAUUUGAGCAACAAUACCUUCGAUUCUUCACCUGCUCCGCCUUGGUUCUCGACAUUGACAUCUCUCAAUGCUCUAUUUUGGCAGAGGGGAGGGCUUACUGGGAAAAUCCCUACGUCGUUAUUCGCAUUGCCUCAACUGCAGCAAGUUGUGUUGGCUACCAAUACAUUUAACGGCACGCUCAACAUGAGCAGCAACCUCGGCCCAGACCUACAGACUGUAGAUUUCCAAGACAAUGCUAUUACGCAAAUCGAUAUCGCUUCAUCCUAUAGCAACACCCUAAUACUUGUAGGGAACCCUGUGUGCUUAGACUCUCAAUACGCAAAUGGCUUAUUCUGCCAGCUGAAGCAAAAGGUAGUAACUCCAUACACUACCAGUCUAGCCAAGUGCGGUAACAGCAGUGCUUGCCCUGUUGAUCAGAGUCUAAGUCCUCAGAGUUGCUCUUGUGCCUAUCCGUACCAAGGAUCGCUGGUAUUUAGAGCACCCUUAUUCGCCGACCUAACAAAUAGCACACUGUUCCAGUCACUAGAGUCGAGCCUUUGGACUAAGCUCGAGCUCGCUCCCAACGCGGUUUACCUUUCAGAUCUCCACUUCAGUAGUGAUGGCUAUCUCUAUAUUCAAGUGGAGUUCUUUUCCUCUACCGGAACGUCCUUUAACCGGUCGGAAAUCAUAAGAAUCGGGUCCGAUCUAACUAACCAAAUUUGGAAGGCCCCACCUAUUUUUGGACCCUAUUACUUCCUUGGAUAUCCAUAUUUCUCCACAGGUGGGAGCGGAGGAAGUUCCUCGAUGAGUACAGGAGUUAUAGCUGGGAUAUCGGUUGCUUGUGCUCUUCUUUUGAUCGGACUCGUUGUUGUGGGGUUGUAUGCUUUGCGACAAAGGAAAGCUCGAAGGGAGGCCAAAACAACCAACCCUUUUGCUUCUUGGGGGGUUGGCGGCAAAGAUGACGGAUCUGCUCCACAGCUGAAAGGAGCAAGAUGGUUCUCAUUCGACGAAAUGAAGAAGUGCACCAACAAUUUCUCUGGAAACAAUGAAAUAGGAGCCGGAGGCUAUGGCAAUGUCUAUAAAGGAGUACUUACAAACGGGCAAAUAGUCGCGAUAAAAAGAGCACAGCAAGGAUCGAUGCAAGGCGCAUUAGAGUUCAAAACUGAGAUAGAGUUGCUGUCGAGGGUUCAUCACAAGAACCUAGUAGGCCUUGUUGGCUUUUGCUUCGAUCAAGGGGAGCAGAUGCUGGUGUAUGAAUACAUUCCUAACGGGACUUUGAGGGAUAACUUGAUCGGGAAAGGCGGAAUGCACUUGGACUGGAUGAAGAGACUAAAAAUCGCCUUAGGCGCUGCUAGGGGACUAGCAUAUCUUCACGAGCUUGCCGACCCGCCGAUCAUCCAUAGAGAUAUCAAGUCGACUAAUAUCUUAUUGGAUGAGAACUUAAACGCAAAGGUUGCCGAUUUUGGGCUUUCGAAGCUAGUCUUGGACAGCCAAAAGGGGCAUGUUUCUACUCAAGUCAAAGGAACAUUGGGCUAUUUGGAUCCUGAGUACUACAUGACCAAACAACUCUCGGAAAAGAGCGAUGUAUAUAGCUUCGGCGUGGUCAUGCUUGAACUAAUAUCUUCAAGGCUACCUAUAGAGAAGGGCAAGUACAUUGUUCGUGAAGUGAGAAUGGCGAUCGAUCAAUACGACCAAGAGUACUACGGAUUACAAGACAUCAUAGACCCCUUGAUUAAAAUCUCGGUCAAGCUCGUAGGCUUCAGGCGGUUCGUGCAGUUGGCAAUGGAAUGUGUCGAAGAAUCGGCCUCAAACCGGCCCACGAUGAACGAGGUGGUAAAAGAAAUCGAAAUUAUAAUGCAGAAUGAGGGAGUAAGUACUACGUCAAAUUCGGCACAAUCAUCUGCGACGGAGUUUGGCAAUGCAAGAGGUGCUCCUCGCCAUCCUUAUGAGGAGCAGGUACCGAUAAGAGACGAGGGAAGCAGCGCUUUUGCAUACAGUGGCGGAUACUCCUACGAAGUGAAUGUCGAACCGAAGUAGACAUAAUUCUUUCGUUCUUUUUUCUUUCUCUUUUUCUCCUUUUUGUUGGUUUUGAUUUGUAAUUGUUGGUACACAGUUUCAAACAAAGCAAGUGAUGUUGUGUAUGUGACACUAAAAGUGAUGUUCUUCAUUUUUUUUUGUUUCUUUUUUUUGUUUCUUUGAUGAAGAGACAAAGCCUUGGUUUGAUCUUUCUUAAUAUAUAGAGUUUCUCAAU
This is a messenger RNA of Ananas comosus (pineapple), 3321 nucleotides long. RefSeq names its product probable leucine-rich repeat receptor-like protein kinase At5g49770. Gene Ontology annotation, biological process: protein phosphorylation. The transcript is spliced from 20 exons. Lineage: Eukaryota; Viridiplantae; Streptophyta; Magnoliopsida; Poales; Bromeliaceae. Gene Ontology annotation, molecular function: protein binding; ATP binding; protein kinase activity. The record is from RefSeq and is a predicted model, not a curated record. The coding region runs from base 210 to 3107 and encodes 965 amino acids.